CUCACGCGCGGGAACCCAACUUAAACUUUCGGGACCCGACUUGCUAGUGAGCGCGAAAGUAAUGUGCAGCGCAAAAUGUUGAAAUAACUUUUCCAUAAAAAUUAACGGACUAAAGAAUUUUAAAAAUGGCGCAAUUCAAAUUAUUCAAAAUGAUUAUUAAAACUGUGUUGACUUUACUUUUUAUGAUGUACUUUGACGGAGUUACCAAAGGUCAUGUGCGAAGUGAUGUGGUUUCUAUUGGCGCGGUCUUCGAUAAAACCACGGACGAGAUACAAGAAGCGUUCAAGCUCGCUGUAAUACAGUUCUCAAAUGCGAACAGAACACGCUGGGAGUUUCAACUCUUUGUUGAUGUUAUAAACACAGCAGACGCCUUCAAGUUAUCACGACUCAUUUGUAACCAGUUCAAUCGGAAUGUGAUAUCCAUGCUGGGUGCAGUGAUGGCCGACUCAUUUGAUACCCUUCACUCGUACACAAACACCUUCCAGCUGCCUUUCAUGACUCCAUGGUUCCCAGAAAAGGUGAUACCGCCAUCGUCCGGCCUGAAGGACUACGCAGUGAGCAUGCGUCCGGAUUAUCAUCAAGCUGUGAUAGAUACAAUCACUUACUACGGAUGGAAGAAUGUCAUUUUCAUCUACGAUUCGCAUGAUGGUCUGCUUCGUCUCCAACAGCUGUACCAAAGCCUGCAUCCCUCUAAUGCAACAUUCCGCAUUACGAAUGUAAAACGCAUCUCCAAUGCUACAGAUGUUAUAGAAUUUCUUGGCGCACUGGAGAAGCUCGACCGUUGGACCAACAAAUACGUUGUGCUCGACUCCUCUACACAAAUAGCGAAAGAAGCACUGAUUUUGCACGUACGUAGCGUGCAACUUGGCCGUAGGAACUACCAUUACUUUUUAAGUGGCCUGGUUAUGGAUGAUCGUUGGGAGAAAAAAAUCACUGAAUUCGGUGCCAUAAAUAUUACAGGAUUCCGUAUCGUUGAUUUUACUCGAAGAUUUGUACGAAAUUUUUCUGAAAUGUGGAAAAGGGAAACUAUCUCGGCGCAAGCUGCUUUGAUGUACGACGGAGUCCAAGUGCUUAUUGAUGCUAUCUUUCGUUUGCUGCGAAAGAAACCAGAUAUUUUAAGAGGACUGACACGACGAAGUGCACGCAGUAGUUCCAACAAAACUCUGGACUGUUUCCCCAAGAUUGGAACCGGGACUUACGAGAUAGGAGACAAGAUUUCAAGAUUGAUAAAAAAGACGGACUUAGAAGGCUUGACCGGCCCUCUCAGGUUUGACGAGAAAGGCACUCGAUGCAAUUUUAGCCUACAGGUAGUGGAAAUGACGGUUAAUAGGGACUUGGUGAAGAUCGGCACGUGGUACGACCACAAAGGCUUGAUCACCAGAAUCAAAAGACCAAAAUACGCUGUCGGUAAAUACAAUCGUAACAAGACAUACAUUGUGUCUACAAUUGAAGAACCUCCCUAUGUGAUUCGUGACCAAGAACCAGCUGUAACUUACCCAUUUAGAGGCUUCUGUGUAGAUCUAGCAUUCUUGAUCUUUCAAAAAAUGGAAAUUAACUAUGAACUGCGUACAGUUAAAGAUGGUAAAUACGGCAAAGAGAAUACAAGACGGGCCGGUGGUUGGGACGGAAUGGUCGGAGAACUUAUAAGAAAGGAGGCAGAUCUAGCGAUUGCUCCACUAACGGUUACCCCUGAAAGAGAGGGGGUGGUUGACUUCAGUAAACCAUUUCUAUCAUUCGAUGCAAAACCAGAGAAACCUGAUUUCGAGAACGCAAGCACAGUAUUUACUUUUCUUCAUCCGCUGUCGAAAGAGAUAUGGCUUUGCAUAUUAUUCAGUAUGUUCGCCGUAAGCAUCGUACUGUUUUUUGUAUCGAGAUUCUCUCCAUCCGAGUGGCGCCUCGUAUCUGUUACAGAAUCACAAUCAAACGAACACAAUGAAGUCGCUACGACCAAGACGACGGUUAUAAACGAAUUCAGUUUCUGGAAUUCUAUAUGGUUCUCGAUCGGAUCCUUUAUGCAACAAGGCAGUGAUAUUUCUCCGAGGUCUCUAUCUGGGCGCAUAGUUGGAGCGGUUUGGUGGUUUUUUACUUUGGUUGUGAUAUGUUCGUACACUGCUAAUCUUGCGUCGUAUUUAACAUUGGCUCGUAUAUCUGAUCCGACACAGCUAUACAUUAAAGUAACGUCUUGCCCUGAGGACCUUUUGUACGGACAACAACAACCUGAACUCAUUGAACCACCAACAACAGAAUCAUCGGAAGUUGUCGAUGAACAUGGUUGGCUAUUUUUCUUAUUAGAUCGUUCAUCUUUGAGUUGGAAAAAAAACACUAUAGAAAGACCGUGCGAGAUGGUGGUUACCACAACCAAACCAGGACUGAUAGACUUUGCCGUGGCUUUUCCAAAGGGAUCCGAACUUAGGGAUGGUGUCAAUAUCGUUUUACAAAAACUGAGAAAAGAUGGCGAUUUACAAAUUCUGCUUCGUAAAUGGUUCAUUAAGACUGAAUGUGAGGCGCAUGAGCAGAGUUUUAAUGGACUUGAACUUACAUUGGGACAAGUUGCCGGCUUAUUUUACAUUUUGAUGGGUGGCUUGCUGCUGGCAUUAGCUGUUGCACUAUUUGAAUUCUUCCAAUACGGUCGGGUCCAAGCUGCGAAGGCUAACAUACCACUGCGUGCAGCAUUUAAAGCCAAAUCGAGAUUGCCAAACCUUCCCGAAAUUAAAACCACCCAGCGACCUGCCCCGCAACGUGAACAAGAACGCAUCGACUGGAAUAGCGGACCGUACUCUGGUUACUACACGCCGGCCAGCCACAUUGCCCAGGAGGAGACCGCCCUGCGAGCCAGUUUUGCACAAGUCUGAUGCUCAACCCGGGACGCGGGCACCGUCCGUCGUGCGUCCCACGCUCGCCAGUUGUCUGACUCCUUUGAACUCUACCAACUGUAAGUUCACUGGAGCGUACAUCUCGGUUAGCGAACAUCUAUAACAAGCGCUAACAAUCUUGAAGACAAUUCCGUUUUAAUGUUAGUGAAAUAUGCCAUACGUGCCAAAUAUAUAUCGAUGUACGGGCAAUUUCAUAUCUACUCUUAACGGAUAAUUGUCGUAAGCGCUAAGGAUACAUUCCUUAUGAUAUUCUAUAGAUAGUCAUGGAAUAAUUAAAUUAUUUAAUGUAGAAUAAUUGCGUAUCAUUGAUUCGCCGAUGCGAUAUUAUCAAUCUGUAACGGUUUAACUAAUAUUCACUAUGUACGUAGUUGGGUUUCGUCGACCUACUUCAAAUUGAUGUUAUUUGAUAAGAUAUUAAUCAUUAUAGAAGCUGCGAAAUAGUUACUUCAUGUUUGUUUUUCUUAUAACGUUCGUAGGAUCAUUGUAUAUUUCUUACAUCUUCGAAACCCUUUCAUUAACUUUAUAAUAUGUGACUAAUAAUGUUAGAUUUCAGGCAGACUUUUAACUCAUAAUAAUUACCACAUUACCAAACAUCUCUCGACAAAUUUCUUUUGUAUUAUGCGAAAUCUUAAUAUAGUAGAUAAAUAUCAGGGUCGUGUAUUAUAUAACGAGUUUAGUGAAAAAAAAAACUUUUUUCAAUUAGACUAAAUAAAUAAAAUUUCCGUAAAUAAAAAAAAUACACGGUAGGUAGCUUAAGACCUGGAAAAAAUUGAAAUCUGGAUGACCCUAAAUGAUUACUAUAACGUAGCGAAUUUUUUUAGCUUUGUUUUGCUGUUCCUGAAAUCUUACUGUUCAGAUUCUAUUCCAAAUUUUAGUUGAA
Messenger RNA from Papilio polytes (common Mormon), 3753 nucleotides. Its product is annotated as glutamate receptor 1-like. The record is from RefSeq and is a predicted model, not a curated record. Gene Ontology annotation, cellular component: plasma membrane; postsynaptic membrane. The transcript has 18 exons. Gene Ontology annotation, biological process: monoatomic ion transport; synaptic transmission, glutamatergic; modulation of chemical synaptic transmission. Bases 126 to 2852 code for a protein of 908 amino acids. Gene Ontology annotation, molecular function: transmitter-gated monoatomic ion channel activity involved in regulation of postsynaptic membrane potential; glutamate-gated receptor activity. Lineage: Eukaryota; Metazoa; Arthropoda; Insecta; Lepidoptera; Papilionidae.